Molecule: messenger RNA, 1095 nt
Organism: Adineta ricciae
Lineage: Eukaryota; Metazoa; Rotifera; Eurotatoria; Adinetida; Adinetidae
Source: the annotation of a GenBank genome assembly
AUGAUCAAAAAUGUGUCUUCGUCGACGCCUAUGCGACCAACCAUAAACAUUCAACACGAUUCAUAUGAAUUCUCCGAAGAUGUGCUGAAAUCACCUUCGACACAUGUUUCAAUGGACGUCUCGAAUGUCGCCACUCCGUACCAACCGAAAAGUCAGCAACUGAAUGAAAAACGAACGAAAAAAUGGUCUAUUGAUGAUUUUAAUAUCGGUCGACGAUUAGGCGAAGGUUCCUAUUCAACAGUAAUUCUUGUUGAAGAGAAGAAAACAGGUUUUCUCUGCGCUCUCAAAGUAAUCAAGAAAUCAGUUAUUCGUCAAUACCAACAAGAACAUCAACUAAUACGCGAACUCGAAAUUCAUAUGCGUUUAUUUCAUAAACAUAUCCUACGCAUGUAUGACUUUUUCUAUGAUUCGAACCGUAUCUAUGUUAUUCUCGAAUAUGCUGCUAAUGAUACAUUAGCAUCUUAUUUAAAAAAACAUCAACAUUUAGAUAAUACUCGAACAGCAACGUUUAUUUAUCAAAUAGCUGAUGCAUUGAAUUAUUGUCAUCGAUUGAAAAUUAUGCAUCGAGAUUUGAAACCUGAAAAUAUUCUCCUCGGUCAAUUUCAUGAAAUCAAACUAGCUGAUUUCGGUUUGGCACUCCAUUGUCCAAGUUCGCGUCGAACACAAUACAUUGGCACAAUGGAUUACAUGGCACCGGAAGUGAUCGAAAACGAGGAUGUCAAUAACAGCGAUCUAUCAGCAUCAUCUGCAGAUUCAACAACAACUAAAGUACCUAUGCCGUAUGAAGAAUUAGCUGAUUUAUGGAGUUUAGGUAUCAUAACAUAUGAAUUACUUGUUGGAAUUACCCCAUUCUAUGAUCCUGAGAUAACAAUCACGAAAAAACGUAUCUUGUCCUGUGAUUAUGUCUUACCCGAUGAAAUGCAUUUGGAUGGUAAGCAUUUGAUAACACAUUUACUUCAAUAUGAUCGACAAAAACGUUUAACAAUCCCGAACGUCUUCGAACAUAAAUUCAUUCGAACCUUUGCCCAAACGAAUUUUCUCAAUGAGACAUUUCAUCAAUUCGCUACGAUGCAUCAUUCUCAAACAAAUACUUAA